Molecule: messenger RNA, 5405 nt
Organism: Folsomia candida
Lineage: Eukaryota; Metazoa; Arthropoda; Collembola; Entomobryomorpha; Isotomidae
Exons: 12
Coding region: 1176-4517 (1113 amino acids)
Source: RefSeq, a predicted model, not a curated record
UGCUGAGCUGAUGAGAUGAGAUUAUAAGUUAAGGUGUCUUUUUACAAGUGUAAGUUUAAUUCUCGGGAUGGGACAUGUCUUAAAUAUUAAGUAGCAAGCAAUUGUUUCUAUAUUCUGUCGUGUGUCAUUCAUUCAUUUUAUCAUGUAAAUAAAAAAGGUGGUCGUGAAUGUGAAAUGACUUUUAAUUAGAAUUAAGCCGUAAACAUUUAAGUUCUCGACUUCAUACGUAAAAGUAUUUUCAUCGUAAUAAUAAUUUUUGACGGGCAAAGAAAUUAGAAACGAGAUGACAUCAAGAUUUCGGGGAAGAAAUAAAUCGGACCAAAAAAUGGAGGAGUUAAAUAUGACAUGACGAGCUUAAGGUCAUUUUAGGCUGGGAGAUUAAUUUGAUAUUGUUCUAGGUUGUAUUUACCACUUUAAUCGAGUUUUUAAUUAAGAUGUGGAAAAAAUCCGAAAUUGGAAGAUUUGACAAAUUUACAUUUAAUUUUUAACAGAACUCAUCACCAAAAUCCUUAGUCGAUAUACCUACUUUCAGUAUAACUUUGGUUUUACGAAUUGCAAAAAACAAUUUUGAAAGUGUCAAAAAUUCCAAAUAUUUUAUGCCGACAUAUCAUUUUCAGGUUAAAAAUUAAAAUGCAAAUAACGCGUUAUAGAAAAUGUAAUAUUAUCGCGACGUUUACGAUUUUUAUAAAUAAAUUAACUAAAAAAUAGAUAUUAAGACUGGACUCCUGGACUAGGUUGGUUGGAAUGUGAUUGUGGAAUUAUACACAAUUUUUUUCUAGAAAUGUGACCUAAAAAAACUAGGUCCCCGACCGAGAUAUGAAUGUCAUCAGUGUCAUCACCAUCUUUAUGUCAUACAUCGACGUCGCUCAAGAUAAUUUUUGCAGUGUUGCAAAAGAAAUGGGAUUUUUAGAGUCGAGCAAAGAAUACAACAAUGAGACGAGACUCAAGAUGCGAGCGAAAACAAAAUCGCCAACUGUCAACUUUUCCAAUUACUCAGCAAAAGUUCAGAAGCCAAUUAAAGUUAAUUUUAAAACAGUAAUUUUAAAAUAAUAUUUAAUUUCGUUUAAUUUCUUAUGAUGAGAAAUAAGUAUAGUUUUUUGUAGAAUAAGAAAUAAGACUGUAGGACAGCUUUUUUUAAAACUAAUUUUGCAAAGCGGUGGGUGCAAACUAAAAAAAUGUACCCGCAACCACCCCCACAACAACAACAGCCACCCCCAUCACAAACGCCAGGAAAUGGUUUGCCCCUACCACCCGGCGUAACUGUGAGACCGACAGGUCCUCAACAAGGAGGAAAUGCGAGCAGUAAUAACAAUGGCGCAGCCGGCAAUCAAAAACAUCAGCCAAAUUAUCACCAACAGCAUCAACCACGCUCUUAUUUUCGCCAACAAGGGUCCAACCACCUCAACAAUGGGGGAGGGAAAGGAGGAAAAGGUGCUUAUCGAACCAGCAGUUGGACCGGAUAUCAAAACCAAAAUCACGCCCAUGUUUUACCCUCUGGUCGAGGUGGAAAUAAUAAUAAUGUCGCCGUCAGCUCGAAUCCUGCUCCCCAUCCUGCCGCGACCACAUCUUCUACAAUCAUUCCUCCAUCGUCCUCCUCCACGAAUCCGAAUUUGGGUCGAUCCUUCUCCAUGUCGUCGUUCCAUCCGCCCCUUUGUGCGUAUACACCAUCGCCUGGCGUGAUCGUGGGUGCCUGGGCGAACGGUCCGCCCUCAAAUUUAGGUGUUUCUCCACCUUUAGGCGGAUUUCAACAUGGUCCUCACCAACAAGGUCAACCUUCGUCGUCCUCAUUUGGUCACCACUUUGGCGGAUUCAACUCCCAGUUUCCAUUCUACUUUAAUAAUACCACAGUGCAUCAACAACGUGUCGGGGGUAUUUUACAGGCACACGGGACAUGUGUUCCACCCUCGUCUGGAGCUAAUGGUGGACCAAGUCACUCCAAAAUGGGUCCAACUAUUCCAGCGCAGCCCAAUUCUAUUUCCGAUCCAGGUGGAAAAGCAGCUUCUUCAGGGUCGGGUUCUUCGUCAACAUCGGCGAAUUCUUCCUCGAUAGAGGCACAAACUGGGAAUAAUAGUUCGGAAGCGGGAGAAACGGUGGUGUCAGACACGAGUCACCCUCCUCCGGACGGAUCGCCACCCAUGUCUACUCCGGAUCCCAUUCCUCCUCCUUCGUCACCUCCCCCAGUUUACCGGAUGCCAAAGAAACUCUCCAUCACACACAACCUGUGUCGAAUCUGUUGUGGGCCGAAUGGUCGCCUUUGUCUGGGAUGCCGUCAUGUGGCCUAUUGUUCGGAAAGAUGUCAACGGCAAGACUGGCCCACGCACAUUUCGGAUUGCAACCCUGCCGUCCUUCUGAAUAAGAAGAUCGCGUUGGAAUAUUUGCUGAGGGAAGGAGUCUGUCAAGGCAAACAAAAUCGAUACCCGGCUGGUCGUGAGGGUACGAAUGAAGGAAUCAUUGGAGAUGUGAAACGGCACAAGAAACCGAUCCUGAUUCCGACCCCGUGCCCGCCAGAAACUGAAUCGAAAAAACUCGAAUUUCGUCGAAAAAUCGCGCAAAAGUCGAAAUCUGUUCCAAACAUUGGUGAAAAAAUGGACGACGUCGCAUCUUGCGAAUCCUCCCCACAUACUCCUCAUGCGGAUGACCAGAUUCACGACACGUACUUAGACGACACUUACUCCUCCGACUCGGACUUGGACGGUUCCACGCCAAACAUCACGGACAGCAGUUGUGACGACGGCGAAGGGGAUGCCAGACAAGAAAAAUGGAAUGGAAAAAUGUUGACGGCGAAGAAUCUCGAGCCUUGCGACAUGGUGGCGUCACUCUCUCCAGUUAUGAUUACAUGUUGCAACACGAUGCUCACCCCAAAUCCGCCAGAUUCUGUGACAUGUCUAAACUGCACGCGGUGGUAUCAGGCUUCUCUUGGCUAUCGAUGUUCAACUUGUCGAUGGCCUGUUUGUUCUUUCGAGUGUGAAAAGAGCUAUCUCCACGCCUUCUUUGAAUGUAAAGUAUUCGCAGCCACGCAACGCUUCCCACCCGCGUUGAAAGACCACACCCAGUUUUUCAACGAUGCCGUCCUCAUGAUUCGCUGUCUCCUCUUGAAGACUGUGAACCCUCCGAAAUACCUCGAACUCUACGAGCUCCUCGACAUCUGCGACAAGUACGAGAAGAAGCCCGAGUUUGUCGCGGAGGACUUGCGGAUCGUAAAAUUCUUGCGGGACGAGUGCAACAUUGAAUCUUUUACGGACGAUUUUAAAGGAGAAGCUGAACUGAUGAGAUUCAUCAAUGUCGUCGACGUCUGCAGCAUCGUGGUCAACGACAGGAUAUUCAUCCAAAUCCAUGACCAGGGCAAGUCGUACUAUGCGGCAAAAUACGUCUUUCCCGUUAAACUAUUCGUGACGCAGGAGUGCGUUCCAAACUGCAAAUGGUCUAUCAAACACUCCUCAAAGUUUGAAGACUGUGCCCUUCGGAUUCACGCCGCGGUCCCACUUCCCGCGCAAAAUUAUGUCACGACAUGUUUCACGGAUAAGCACGUGAUCGGAUCCUGGUUUCAGUCAGAGUUGCUCAACUCGUCAAAGUUUAACGUGAGAUGCGACUGUCGCCGAUGUCGCGACCCGAGUGAGUGCGGUUCCUACUUUUCCGCUGUGCGAUGCGAAUGCAAUAAAACGAAGGACGUUCUUCCCAAGCCGGACGGUUACUUGUUGCCGAGAGACCCUUUAAAUCCAGAUACUGCGUGGAUCUGCCAAUCUCCAGAGUGUGGCCUUGUCAUCGACGGGGGACAAAUUCGCGACAAGACUGUGAAACUGCAUGAAGAAAUUCAUCGGAUGAACGAAGACUUUUAUGCUCUCCAUCAAUUUAAAUGGAAACUCGAGCAGACGGAACUUCACCCGAAUCACUUCCUAAUUUUGAAAAUUUCCGUCCUUUGUGUCAUGCUUUUUUGGGGGAGUGUUCGCGGUCUGCCCUUUUUCUCAUCGAGAUACGACUUCUUCAUCGCCACGGUGCACUUGGCGAAUGACGCGUUACGAAUUUAUGAUCAUGUUUCUCCCGGAAUGUCGAUUCAUCGCGCUCGGAUCUUGUUCCAAUUUCAAGUCGCCCAAGCGUACAAAUCUCUACGGGACGUGCGGCGUUACAUGGAAUGGAAAGAACGGGAAGGGACAAGGCAAGGGAGGCAUAAACAAUCCCCCACGCCCGGCUGUCCGGUCAACUUUUGGAGUUUGAUUGGCGUUCAACAAGAGGCUAAUGCUAUUUUAAAGACUGAACCCUACGGCACGAUGGAGUACGAGAUGGGUGUAAUCCUCCAAGAAAUAAUCGAAGACCAGUACGACCUCCUCGCAACCUCGUUAAAAGACGUGAACCUCGAAAUGGCCGCAGUCUACAAUCUGCACCGAAUUUACACCCGUUUCUCCAACCAGUACUACUACCCAUCCGUCCCCGUCUAUGAGGACAAGGACAUUCAAGAGUUCCUCGUCAUGAUCGGACCCUGUGCGAGACAUUUGGUGGAAAAAAUAAACUUCCCAUUUUAACAAAGUUUGGAGGAAGACUGAGUUAUUUUUUUUAUAAAUGUAAAUAUUUGUAUGCGUAAAAUCAGAGCUGUAAUUAAUUUUGGGUCAAAUUUUAGGCGUAUCUUUACGUCACAAUGCGAAUAGGAGACCAUUAAUUUACUAUUGAUCUACUUCCCGAGACGGAUCCGACAGUUUAUUUAUUACACACGUCAUUAUUAGAAUUAGACAGGCAGACAACAUUGAUUUCCCAUCAAAUCUCCGUUAAAAUCAGGCAACCACCCACGUCCGUCCGUUCCGUGUACAUUACUUGAGAUUGAAACGCUGCGGGAUUCCAGCUCAAAGGUCUUCUUGUUAAAAAGCUAACGGACUUUGAAAUUAGAAUUUGUUUUUUAACAGGGGUUCACGUCCAUAUUUUAUACUUUGGGUAGUGGGAGCAAACUACGCAUACUUAUUUUUUUAGGUAGGAAUUAAAUUAUUUUGCGACAAGGUCUCGUUUUGGUUGUAAAUAUUAUUUGAAAAUUGUCAAGUUCAGCUAGCUAGACAUUAAAAUAAACUGUGCCAAAUAAUUUUGUGACCUAUUUAUUUAGUUUUAUAAUUUUGUUUACUAUGUAUGUGCUCGUGUAUGAAUUAUGUGAUGCAUUCGUGUCGCCGUGCACGUCGUAUUUACAGAUUUUACAUUUUAAUUUUGAUGCAAGAAUUUAGUAACAAAAAAGUUGGAUUUUCAAUAACCUGUGUCUAAUACUAAUUACGCUUUUAGCUAAGUUUUUUUUGCUGUGUAAAAAAAUAUGAUGCGUACCACUUUCUCUUUCAAAAAUAUGCAUAAAUUAUUGUAUGAGUUAAAAAUGUGGCGUUGAAUUGGAGUGUCAAAUAAUAAAUAAAUUUCCAGCCGCAGUUGGUAAAAUUGGGAAA